Molecule: messenger RNA, 3847 nt
Organism: Acanthopagrus latus (yellowfin seabream)
Lineage: Eukaryota; Metazoa; Chordata; Actinopteri; Spariformes; Sparidae
Gene: acer1
Product: alkaline ceramidase 1
Exons: 7
Coding region: 495-1322 (275 amino acids)
Biological process (GO): ceramide metabolic process
Cellular component (GO): membrane
Molecular function (GO): hydrolase activity, acting on carbon-nitrogen (but not peptide) bonds, in linear amides
Source: RefSeq, a predicted model, not a curated record
UCUGCCCACUGAAAGCGGGUGUGCUUUUAUUUUGAAAUUUGAAUCGGCGGCGUUGGCCUGACGCAGCGGAGGCAGAUGUGAGCCAGAUGUUAGGCAGACGGAUCGCUGAUCCUGCUCUCUAGAGGACACCUGAGAUUACAGCAGAUCAGUUCAGCAUCCACCUGUAGCACCUGUUUCUGCCACCGUGCUAUUUGAAUAUCUGGUCGUGAUAUUCAAAUAAAAAGGUGCGAAAAUAUACAAAACACUCCAACAGACUGUGUGUGGCACUGGUGAUCGGCCAUCAGAAAAAAACAAAAAAAACCCAGUCCAUUGUUUCCUCGAUGACUUUGUCCUGGAGACGUGAACCCGUUCAGCGUGUGCUCGCCAGUGACGUAACAGUCUCGUGCAACAGGAUCGGGAGCUUCUCUCUGCUCCGCCCCGAGAAAAAUCCACCUGUUGUCGUCUCACCUGGAGCAGAGCGGCACUGACGAACUGGAGGCUGGGACAGCAGCGACAUGGGAGGUGUUUACUCCAAUGAAAAGUUGGCAGGAGCUUUCUCAUAUGAGAGUUCAGAAAUCGACUGGUGUGAAGACAACUACAGACACUCUGAACAUGUGGUGGAGUACUUCAACACCAUGAGCAGCUUUUUUUUCUUCAUCAUAUCUCCCGUCAUGCUUUACCUUCUGCACCCUUACGCCAAAGAGAGGAACCUGGCGAUUCACUUGGUCUGGAUCCUGAUGAUGUUUGUCGGGCUCUUUUCAGCGUACUUCCACAUGACGCUCAGUUUCGUUGGCCAGAUGUUAGAUGAGCUGUCCAUCCUGUGGGUGCUGGCAGUGGGAUACGCUCUCUGGUUCCCCCGCAGGCUCUUCCCUUCUUUCAUAAAAGACAGGUCCCAUUUUUCAAGCCUCAUCCUGGUGGUUACCGUCAUCACCACGGUAUCAUCCUUUGUCAAACCCACAGCCAACGCCUACGCUCUAAACUGCUUCGGCCUCCAUCUGCUUUACGUUCUGGCUGUCGAGAUGAAAAGCUGCACUGAUCAGAAGGUUCUGCGACUGGCUAAGGUGUCGGUGGCUCUGUGGGUGCUCGCCAUCACCUGCUGGAUUAGUGACCGCUUUGGCUGCAGCUUCUGGCAGAGGCUGAACUUCUGCUACCUGCAUGGAAUCUGGCACAUUCUGAUUGUGAUAGCUGUGGCCUACGGCAGCACCCUCAUAGCUUACCUGGAUGCCAACUAUGAGAUACCGUACUCACUGCCUGGACUGCAGUACUGGCCAUGUGAUAAAUGGGCUGUUGGAUUACCUCACAUUGUGCUGAAGAGCACUCCCAAAACACAGAAACGCUGCUAACACUGUAAAAGUUGUUUUAAACAUUUCUGUAACUAAACCCCAUUAGUACAGCCACACCACACAAUGACUACCAUUUCAAAUGUGAUUUACAUGCUUUAAAUACUAAGGGGCUGUUUACACAAUGUUUUUUUUUUUUUGCUUACAACGGAAACUUGUGGUGCUUUUGGACGUUCAGUCACACAGCAACAACAUUUUUGGGGCCUGAAAACGCCAAGUUUUGAAAUUAAGUUCCCGAGCAUAAUCUUUUGAUAAUCAUCCUGUAAACAGGCAAUACGCCCUUCCUGCUAAAGCUGUGAAGAUAUAACCCCGCUUUGCUCAUGUUAAGUAUGUUAACAGCCUAGUAGCCAUGCACAAAACGGACAACUUUUUUAAAACCCAAAGGAAAAACUUUUCUGCGUCGAGCUUAACUUUUGUCACAUAAAUGCAGCCUUAGUCAGGAUAGUUUUCUUAUCCUGGCAAAGGAUUGUUGACACCAUGGAUGGAUUACGAAGUGGGCCUUACACACAGGCCAUGGGCCCAAAGGGUCAGGGGCACCUAAGGGUCAAGUUAUGCUAAAAAUAUUUAUUAUAUUAGAUUUUGAGUUCCUUCCCACACCAGAUUUUGUGAUGCUUUUGGUCUCAUGAUCCUUCCAUGUUUUACACCAAAAAGUAUGAUUGUCGACAAAAGUGCUAAAACAGUCUAGAAAACAAAAAAAUAUGUAUUUUCUAUUUAUCAAACUUCAGUUAUAGGUAUAUUUAAAUAUAACCAUUACUUACAUAAUCAAAUUGAUGAAUACAUUUUUUUCUAGACAUCCAUUUUAAUACACUUAAAAAUAACUGCACAUUGGGUAAUAUUAUUUUAAUUUGAAUAUAUGGCCUUUUUUUUCUAUUUUUUUAAAAACCAAUAAUAUUCAUCCAAAUAUUGUUGGAAACAGAGCUGGAGGUCCUCUGAUGUUUAGUAGAUGUAGAGUAGACUGAAGUUUAACUACUGAGGAGAUGUGUAUCCAUAUAGCACAUAUAUACAAAAUGAAUGACUGAGAGAAAAGUGUGUGAUUGUGUGUGUGUUAAAUUGUUUCCUACAGUUAAGCAUGUGUGUUUUUUUUUGUUUUUUGUUUUGUGAGGCAACUGCUGUGAUCUUAUUUUCAAGACAUGAAUGCACAUUUGAUUCUGUACAUGGUGGAAUAUUUUGAGACUGAUUGAUUUUUCUUACAACAAAACUGUUGCUAUGCUAUGAAACUAUAACUACUGUCAGUUUUCAGUGCGACGGCCUCUUUGAGUGAAGCACCAUAGUGACGUGUUUACACUGAGAUUUAAAUUACCUGAACAUGUGGUAGUUUGACAGGCGUACACCCUGCUCUCGAGGUUAGUUUGAGCUUUGUAACCUGAACUGAGUUUUUGUCUGAUUUAGAACGAAAAUUAGGUAAAUGAACGUAUGGUGAUCUGCGUAGUGGCAUGUUAGAAUUAAAAGUGCUGUAGUUUAGUCAUAUUAUUUUAAUGUAGACAUCUCUAUUCUUUCAGUGUCAUUAUCAGAUCAUUCUCAGGUUUUUGCUCAGGAAUAACGGCGCUUGUCUCGUUCAGGGCCUCUGAAAUAUGAAUCUUAAGUGCGUUUGUAUUUCUGACCACAACAAUCACAUGCAAAUCUGUUUUCUAUUCUGAGACUGAUUCAUCACUGGGCUGUUAAAAGCCCUUUUGUUGAAAAAAAAAAAAAAAACCUCUUGAUCCUGGUGGUGUUUCGAGAAUAUUCAGGUACAACUGUGACUCCAUUCACAUGAUCUUUCCUGAAGGAUACAAAAAGAUCCAACAAUAGAUAUUUUACAAAAAGAAAAUCACGCAGGCAUUCUCUGCACUUUGCUGUUCAAUAGUGGCCUCCUGUGGAUGAUGAGUGCUUUUAGGCAUUUACUAUAUGAUUUUUAACUGGUUCAGCCAGAUCGUGGUCUGUUCAACCCGAAUGCCACAAUAAAUGUUAGCAAUCACAUAUGGACACAUCCUGUGAAAGUCAACCCGGGUUUGAGUCUGACCUGCGGCCCUUUGCUGUAUGUCAUUUCCCGUCUCUCUCAUCCUGUUUCCACUUUUCGGUACAAAUGUCAACCUUGUACGUAUCUUUGGUUUAAAGAAACGUAAACUGCUAACGUUACAUCCUGGACUGGUCUGUUGGUCUGUAUGUCUAGAUCCAGGGUUCUCACUCUCAGGGUCAGGAGCCCCUGGGGGAAGGACAUGUAGAAUUUGAGGAGUCACCGGAUAAUUAUUAGCCAUGCUAGCACCAUGGCUGUAGUGAUGAUAAUGUUUUUUUUUUUUUUUAAGUUUUGUGAGGACAUUCAUGACUUUGGUCAUCUCUACUACAAGUGCUUGAUAUUGAUUCAGAUUUUUGCCAUGCCUAUUAUUUAUGAAAAUGUUUGUGUGCGUUUUAUUUGAAGCCUUGCAACUUAGCAGGCAACUAAAUUUGUUUUGUUGUCAUUGAAGAAGAUGAUGAUUAGCAUGGAUGUAUGCUCUUUUUAAAGAAAGAACAUUUGACAAGCUUUUAAAAACAAUAAAGUUCUGUUACGUGUG